GGAAAAAUGUUUCAAAUAUUGAGGAUUACAGUAUGAAGUUCAAAAAGAAUCCUCAGGAAUUACAAACGAUCAUACGAGGGAUCAUUUGCCAAGUGAUAGGAUUGCGUAUGGUUGCGCAUGCGUACAUACAUCACCACAUAUUGGUGGCGGGAAUCGAGCAAAUAAUAAAUCUGUGGAAGCGGAUAAUAGUACUGAUAGUCCCAGUGCAUGGACACAAAUCUGUUUAUACAGCGGUGGAGUCAAUUAUCCUGGCUCGGUUUGUGGUACCGGUGGAGGCCUAUUGGGAGCAUCUGGGGCGGCUGCCGCUGCAGUGAUGAGUACAGUAGCAGGAGCUGUUGGACCAACGGGAGCGAGCAGUGUGGCAGGCACAGCUGGUGCCGCCAAAACACAGCCCGCUCCCAAGAGGCCAGUGCGUCGUGGGGGCAAACCACCGCCCGAUCGACCGCAAAGAGCGUUAUUUUGUUUACCUCUUAAAAAUCCAUUACGCAAAAUGUGUAUCGAUGUUGUAGAAUGGAAACCUUUUGAAUUUUUAAUCUUAUUCACAAUUUUCGCCAACUGCGUUGCCUUAGCUGUUUAUACACCAUUCCCUGCGGGGGAUUCAAACUCAACAAACGCAUAUUUGGAAAAAAUUGAAUACAUUUUUUUAGUAAUUUUCACAGUUGAAUGUGUUAUGAAAAUUAUUGCAUAUGGUUUCAUGAUGCAUCCAGGGGCGUAUCUCAGAAAUGGUUGGAACUUGCUAGAUUUUACAAUUGUAGUUAUUGGUAUGAUUAGUACAACUUUAUCAAGUAUAAUGAAAGAUGGUUUUGAUGUGAAAGCUUUGAGAGCUUUUCGAGUAUUGAGACCAUUGAGAUUGGUAUCAGGAGUUCCCAGCCUUCAGGUCGUUUUAAAUUCAAUUCUUCGUGCCAUGGUGCCUUUACUACAUAUUGCCCUUUUGGUUUUAUUCGUCAUCAUUAUUUAUGCUAUAAUUGGUUUGGAAUUAUUCUCAGGAAAAAUGCACAAAACAUGUUUUAACAAUGACACAGAUACACCAAUGGAAAAUCCACAUCCAUGCGGUGAAAAUGGUUUUAAUUGUUCGAAUAUAAGUAUGGUGUGUAAAUUUUAUUGGAUUGGUCCAAAUGACGGUAUCACUAAUUUUGAUAAUUUUGGACUUGCCAUGUUAACGGUUUUCCAAUGUGUUACCCUAGAAGGAUGGACUGAUGUACUUUAUCAUAUUGAAGAUGCAAUGGGUAACACUUGGCAAUGGUUAUAUUUUAUAUCAAUGGUCAUCCUUGGAGCAUUUUUCGUAAUGAAUCUAAUUCUUGGUGUGUUAAGCGGAGAGUUUUCUAAAGAGAGAGAAAAAGCUAAAGCUCGUGGUGAUUUUCAUAAAUUACGGGAGAAGCAACAAAUUGAGGAAGAUUUACGUGGAUAUCUUGAUUGGAUCACUCAAGCUGAAGAUAUUGAACCAGAAGGCGAAGAACAAAUCAAUCAAGAUGGCAAAUUAUUAAAUGAAAUGGAAUCUUCCAAUCAAUUAGAAGAAGGGGAUAUACCACAGGAAUCUUGGUAUAAAAAGAAGAAAAAGGAAAUUGAUCGUGUAAAUCGUCGUUUGCGGCGUGCCUGUCGAAAAGCAGUAAAAUCACAAGCAUUUUAUUGGCUCAUUAUUAUUUUAGUGUUCUUAAAUACGGGUGUACUAGCUACCGAACAUUAUAAACAACCAGAAUGGUUAGAUCAAUUUCAAGAAGUGACAAAUGUAUUUUUCGUAGCUUUAUUUACAAUGGAAAUGAUGUUAAAAAUGUAUAGUUUAGGAUUUCAGGGAUAUUUUGUAUCGUUAUUUAAUCGUUUCGACUGUUUCGUUGUUAUUGGCAGUAUUGGUGAAAUGAUAUUAACUAAUACUCAUAUAAUGCCGCCAUUAGGUGUUUCCGUGUUACGUUGUGUUCGAUUACUUCGUGUUUUCAAAGUCACCAAAUAUUGGCGUUCAUUGUCCAACCUAGUAGCAUCAUUGUUGAAUUCCAUACAAUCGAUUGCAUCUUUAUUGUUACUGCUGUUUUUGUUUAUUGUUAUAUUCGCACUGCUUGGAAUGCAAGUAUUUGGCGGUAGAUUCAAUUUUAAUCACAAAGUAAACAAACCAAGAUCAAAUUUUGAUAGUUUUUGGCAAAGUUUGUUAACUGUCUUUCAAAUAUUAACGGGUGAAGAUUGGAAUGCCGUAAUGUAUGACGGAAUUCGAGCAUAUGGCGGUGUUUCUUCUUUUGGAAUUUUGGCGUGUAUUUAUUUUAUUAUAUUGUUCAUUUGUGGUAACUAUAUCUUGUUAAACGUUUUCUUGGCCAUCGCUGUCGAUAAUUUAGCUGAUGCCGAAUCUUUAACUGCAAUUGAAAAGGAAGCCGAAGAAGAAGCAGAGAAACAAGGCAAGUCGCACAGUCCAACACCAGCCGAAAAUGAAAUUGACGAUAAGGGAAUGGACUCAGAGCACAGUUUAGAAGAUGAAGUUGAUGACGGUCAAAAUUAUGAUACCGAAAAUUCGGAACGGGAUGACGAAACGGAAUCACAAGCUCAAACCAAUUAUGAAAAUGAUGAAGGCUAUGAUGAACCAUUAGGUGAUCAAGAUGAUGAAUACAUGGAGGAAGAAAUAGAAGGUGCUCGACCUCGCCGAAUGUCCGAAUUCAACACAGGAUCAACAACACAACCUAUCCCAGCUGGGUCCUCGUUCUUUAUAUUUUCCCAGACCAAUAGGUUUCGAGUUUUUUGUCAUUGGCUUUGCAAUCACGGGUAUUUUGGUAACUUAAUUUUAGUUUGUAUCAUGAUAUCAUCCGCUAUGUUAGCAGCUGAAGACCCAAUCAAUUCAAAUUCACGUCGAAAUUUAAUCCUCGAAAAGUUCGACUACUUUUUCACCAGCGUAUUUACAGCGGAAUUAUUAUUAAAAAUGAUUUCAUACGGAUUAAUUUUACACGAUGGUGCAUUUUGUCGUUCCGCAUUCAAUGUAUUAGAUUUGGUCGUCGUUUUUGUAUCAUUAAUAUCAAUUUUUAUAAAAACAGCCGCAAUAUCAUUCGUAAAAAUUCUUCGUGUUCUACGUGUUUUGAGGCCUUUAAGAGCAAUAAACCGAGCAAAAGGCCUUAAGCAUGUAGUACAAUGCGUAAUAGUUGCGGUUAAAACAAUCGGAAACAUUGUUUUGGUGACAUGUCUACUACAAUUCAUGUUUGCAGUAAUCGGAGUUCAAUUGUUUAAGGGGAAAUUUUUUACAUGUAACGAUGGAUCGAAAAUGACGGAAGAGGAAUGCCACGGUACAUAUUUGGAAUUUGAGAAAGGUGACGUUGACAAACCAAAAAUAGAGGAACGUGAAUGGACCCAAAAUCGUUUCCACUUCGAUGACGUGGCGAAGGCAAUGUUAACCUUAUUCACAGUAUCAACGUUUGAAGGUUGGCCAAAUCUACUGUACGUGUCGAUUGAUUCGAACGAAGAAGAUUAUGGACCAAUACAUAAUUUUCGACCAAUUGUCGCCGCAUAUUACAUCAUCUAUAUAAUUAUAAUUGCCUUCUUCAUGGUGAAUAUAUUCGUCGGUUUCGUUAUCGUUACAUUCCAGAAUGAAGGUGAACAAGAGUAUCGUAACUGUGAAUUGGAUAAGAAUCAACGUAAUUGUAUAGAAUUUGCGCUAAAAGCGAAACCAGUACGUCGUUACAUACCGAAACAUCGAAUCCAGUAUAAAGUUUGGUGGUUUGUCACCUCCCAACCGUUUGAGUAUACAAUUUUUAUACUUAUUAUGAUCAAUACAAUUACAUUGGCCAUGAAAUUUUAUCGACAGCCAGAUUUUUAUACGGAAGCAUUAGAUGUUCUCAAUAUGAUAUUUACUGCUGUAUUCGCAUUGGAAUUCGUAUUUAAAUUGGCUGCAUUUAGAUUUAAGAAUUAUUUCGGCGAUGCAUGGAACGUAUUCGAUUUUAUCAUUGUUUUGGGAAGUUUUAUUGAUAUUGUUUACUCGGAGGUGAACGUAAGUACUGGGGAAACUCCUGGAUCAAAUUUCAUUUCUAUAAACUUUUUUCGAUUGUUUCGUGUGAUGAGAUUGGUUAAAUUGCUGAGUCGAGGGGAAGGUAUUCGCACACUUCUAUGGACGUUUAUCAAAUCAUUUCAAGCGCUGCCAUAUGUAGCUUUAUUAAUAGUAAUGCUAUUUUUUAUCUACGCCGUAAUUGGAAUGCAGGUAUUCGGAAGAAUAACUCUGGAUCCAGAAACUGCCAUUCAUAGAAAUAAUAAUUUUCAAACGUUUCCACAAGCUGUUCUCAUUUUGUUCCGAUCUGCCACAGGAGAAGCAUGGCAAGACAUCAUGUUAGAUUGUUCAGCUCGUGACGAAGUAAAAUGUGAUCCUAGAUCAGAUGAUAAAUCUUCCACCUGUGGAUCGGAUAUUGCCUUUCCAUAUUUCAUUUCAUUUUAUGUUUUAUGCUCAUUUUUGAUUAUCAAUUUAUUCGUAGCGGUUAUUAUGGAUAACUUCGAUUAUUUAACAAGAGAUUGGUCUAUUUUGGGGCCACAUCAUUUAGAUGAAUUCAUUCGAUUGUGGAGUGAAUAUGAUCCAGACGCCAAAGGACGUAUCAAACAUCUAGAUGUUGUAACACUCUUACGUAAAAUAUCACCACCUCUAGGGUUCGGUAAACUAUGUCCUCAUCGCGUCGCUUGUAAACGUUUAGUUUCGAUGAACAUGCCUUUAAAUAGUGACGGUACUGUAUUGUUUAAUGCAACGCUUUUCGCAGUCGUAAGAACAUCGUUACGUAUCAAAACUGAGGGUAACAUCGACGAUGCAAAUGCUGAGUUACGUGCAGUUAUCAAAAAAAUAUGGAAACGUACAAGUCCAAAACUUUUGGAUCAAGUUGUUCCACCACCGGGAGUGGAUGAUGAAGUGACUGUUGGUAAAUUUUAUGCAACAUUUUUAAUUCAAGACUACUUCAGACGAUUUAAGAAACGCAAGGAGCAAGAAAUGAAGGAUGGGGCACAAGAACAUAACACAGUGACGUUACAAGCUGGCUUACGUACUCUACAUGAAGCGGGUCCCGAAUUAAAACGUGCUAUUUCGGGUAAUUUAGAAGAAUUGAUUGAUGAUAAUCCAGAACCAUCGCAUAGGCGAAAUCAUUCACUAUUCGGUAGUGUAUGGUCUUCAAUGAGACGUGGGCAUGCUAAUUUUAAUCGUGGCCGAUCGUUACAAGUAAAUGCAGCUAGGAAUCAAAUGAAACCAUCUCCAGCAAACAGUGUGGAAUAUAUGCCUUACAAUUCACUUCAAAGAGCUGUUACUGAAGGAAUGAAUCAUAUAACUUCAAUGACAAAAAAUGUUAUUGGACAAACUAGAAAUAGUUCGAUGUCAUUGCAGGAUGGUAUGAAAGUUCGAAGUGAAGAGGCGAUUCCCUUGCAUUCUUUAAAUGUUUACAACAAAGACGUCGAUAGAAAUUAUCAGGUUCUCGAGCUACAAGGAGAUUGCUACUCAGAGUUGAUGCCACCCACACCGCCUCCAAGACGAGUUGUGCUUCGAGGUGGUGAUAGUCCAUCCCCCACAAAUACUGCUGCUGUGCCCGUCACCAAUGCGAAUACAGUUGCAGUUGGACAGACGGGCACAGGAACAAAUGGUAAUGGGGCAAACAGCUUCACUAGAAUUGCAAGUGGGUUGAAAAUAGCACAAGCGCAAGCAAUGGCUGUUGCUGGCCUUUUUCCUGAGACUGUGGACGCUCUUGUAUUACAACCACAUGCUAACAAAAUAUUGGGCAGGCAUGGUAUAUGCUCAUUUUUAAGCCAUAGAGCCUCUUUUCAUGGAAAAGGUGCAACGGGUAAUGAACCGAAUGGUAAUCUAGGUAUUGAAAGGUUAACGCAUUCAUUGCCGGGCAGUCCAGCUGAUCGGAAACCAAUUCCAUUUGAAGUGGUUGGUUCUGCAGAAAGUUUAGUUGGACGAGUGCUGGCAGAACAAGGUUUGGGUAAAUAUUGUGAUCCAGAUUUUGUGAAAUAUACCUCCCGUGAAAUGCAGGAAGCCUUGGACAUGACUCAAGAAGAAAUGGAUCAAGCUGCUCAUCAGUUAUUGUUGCGUGAACGGCAACGGCGUGCAUUGCAACAAGGUGUCCCAGCCUUAGCAGCACCACCCGAUUUAAUCAACACAAAAGAUUCGUCACGUUUAUAGCAUAACCCAAAGUCUUUAAUUCAAGUUGCAUAAAGAUAAGACUUAGUGUCUCACGAGUGUUUAAAAAUAUUUUUUAAAAAUUUUGUGAAAGAAAAUUUUUGAGCGUCCAUAAUCAUUAUUUUUUAAGUGAUAUAAACAUUAAUGAGAACUUUAGGUAUAUGAAAUCAAAUUUCAUCGUCUCCAUUCCUAGAUCAAUUCUUCUAUUAUAAAUACACAUUUCAACUGCAAUGUAGUCAUGCGAAUUAUCGAUACGAAUUAUCUACACUUCGAUAUACUUCUUAGCAAAUUCGAUAACAUUUUAAAAAACAUCCACUUUUGUUGAUUAUUAGGUUAGGUUAGGUUAGAGUAGCUGUCCUAGGGUGGAACACGCUAAGACCAUGGGGUCCGUUGUGAUAUCGAGAAAGGGUUGGCCCAUCCCCGGCCACUACUCCAUGAACUAUUUUGAGCUGUUUAAAAACAGCAGGAGUGCUUUGACGUCAAUUGACUUUAGCGCAAAAAGAGGCUGGUUCUAAUAACUCUAUCUCCUCAUGGAAAGAGUUGGAUAGUGACAGAGAAGAUGAGACAUCAUCUCCUAACCCUCCACAUUGUGUGAGCUCCUGCAAUAGUCGUUCAGCAUGCCUGCUGCCUAGCCAGUGGAAUGUAAUUGCCGUAACAAUUUUGCUAAUAGAGGCACUUGGAAGGGAUAUUAAAUCUUCGGAACACCUAAGAUUGUACUCAGAUUAAAAUCGAUCCGCUUUUUAGGCGACAUUUCCGAAAUUACUUGCUCAAUCAUUAAACAAGCGAAAGUUUUGAAUUUUUUUGGAACAAAAUUACUUGAUUUUAUCGAAGUAGGAAAUAAAAUGACUACAUUUUAGUUUAAA
This is a messenger RNA of Chrysoperla carnea, 6969 nucleotides long. It is a transcript of the gene Ca-alpha1D, whose product is annotated as muscle calcium channel subunit alpha-1. NCBI's taxonomy places the organism in Eukaryota, Metazoa, Arthropoda, Insecta, Neuroptera, Chrysopidae. The record is from RefSeq and is a predicted model, not a curated record. The transcript is spliced from 33 exons. Bases 314 to 6109 code for a protein of 1931 amino acids. Gene Ontology annotation, cellular component: voltage-gated calcium channel complex; membrane. Gene Ontology annotation, molecular function: high voltage-gated calcium channel activity. Gene Ontology annotation, biological process: calcium ion import across plasma membrane.